AUUUUUCAUCAAUAAAGAAUAAAUCUUUGUUACGGAAAUUCACGGAAAUUUCCGGAACCAAACGAGCAUGGCGGCUAUGUUCCAGUUCCAACCGGUUCAAGAAAGUUUGCAAGAAAACACAUUCUUACGUUUGAGAGAGGGCCAACAGAAAACUACGAUUUUAAACACACUGGAUGCCAUCUACAGCAGCAAUGGGGACGCUGGCUGAUGAAGCCGCAAAGCUGCUUGACUUCAAUCAAAAGUUGGACAUCAGUCUUCUGGACAGUAUUGUAACAUGCAUGUACACAGGAGAUGGUCAGAGGCAACGAAUGGCACAAGAGGUAUUGACCACAUUAAAGGACCAUCCUGAUGCAUGGACAAGAGUGGACACCAUCUUAGAAUACUCCAGUAACCAACAGACCAAAUAUUAUGCUCUUCAAAUAUUAGAAAGUGUCAUAAAAACACGAUGGAAAGUUCUUCCAAGGCCACAGUGUGAAGGUAUUAAGAAGUACAUUGUGGGCCUUAUAAUAAAGACAUCCUCAGAUGCUUCAUCUCUAGAAAAGGAAAAAACAUACUUGGGGAAGUUGAAUAUGAUUCUUGUUCAAAUACUGAAGUAUGAAUGGCCAAGAAGUUGGCCAUCUUUUAUAGGUGAUAUUGUAGGUGCCAGUAAAACAAAUGAAUCUCUGUGUCAGAACAACAUGACUAUACUAAAGCUUUUGAGUGAGGAAGUAUUUGAUUUCUCAAGUGGCCAGAUGACACAAGCAAAGGCAAAGCAUCUGAAAGACAGUAUGUGUAGUGAAUUUUCACAGAUUUUCCAGUUAUGUCAGUUUGUCAUGGACAAUUCUCAGAAUGCACCACUUGUCGGAGCAACACUUGAGACAUUACUGAGAUUUUUGAACUGGAUCCCCCUUGGCUACAUCUUUGAAACUAAACUUAUUACAACUCUUAUCUACAAAUUCUUAAAUGUCCCAAUGUUUAGAAAUGUCACAUUGAAAUGUCUCACAGAAAUAGCAAGUGUACAGGUAUCCCAAUAUGAUGAACAGUUCAUUCAGCUCUUCAGCUUUGCACUGACACAGUUGAAACAGAUGUUACCGGUGACAACAAAUAUCCGUGAUGCAUAUCAACGUGGAACAGAUGAUGAACAAAUGUUUAUACAGAACCUCAGUCUCUUCCUGUGUACAUUUCUUAAGGAACAUGCUCCACUUAUAGAAAAGAAACCAGACUUGAAUGAACAUUUAAUGGGAUCCCUGACAUACCUGAUCUCUAUAUCAAUGGUAGAGGAGGUAGAAGUUUUCAAGAUCUGUUUAGAAUACUGGAAUUCAUUGGCUGCUGACUUGUACAGAGAGAGCCCAUUUUCAGCCUCAUCAUCACCUCUACUGCUUGGUAAAACACACAAUGAAAUGCCAAUUAGACGACAGCUUUAUAAUCCUGUACUAUCUAGGGUAAGAAGAGUAAUGAUCUCUAGAAUGGCAAAGCCUGAAGAAGUUCUAGUUGUUGAGAAUGAUCAAGGUGAAGUUGUUAGAGAGUUCAUGAAGGACACAGACUCUAUAAAUCUCUACAAAAACAUGAGAGAAACCCUUGUUUAUUUAACACAUUUGGAUUAUGCUGACACAGAAGCUAUCAUGACCGAGAAAUUGCACAAUCAAGUAAAUGGAACAGAGUGGUCAUGGAAAAAUCUCAACACGUUAUGUUGGGCUAUAGGAUCUAUCAGUGGUGCUAUGCACGAAGAUGAUGAGAAGAGAUUUCUUGUUACAGUUAUCAAGGACUUACUUGGACUAUGUGAACAGAAACGAGGCAAAGAUAAUAAAGCAAUUGUUGCCUCAAAUAUCAUGUAUGUGGUUGGACAGUACCCACGAUUUCUGAGGGCUCACUGGAGAUUCUUGAAAACUGUGGUCAAUAAACUUUUUGAAUUCAUGCAUGAAACUCAUGAUGGUGUACAGGACAUGGCAUGUGACACAUUUAUAAAAAUUGCCCAAAAGUGUAGACGACAUUUUGUACAAGUACAGGUUGGGGAAGUUAUGCCAUUUAUUGAAGAAAUACUCAAUGGUGUUAACACAAUCAUCUGUGAUCUUCAACCACAACAGGUUCACACAUUUUAUGAGGCUGUAGGUAUGAUGAUAAGUGCCCAGACAGAUCAGGUGGCCCAGGAGCAUCUGAUAGAACGUUACAUGUUACUGCCAAAUCAAGUAUGGGAUGGUAUCAUCAAUCAGGCAACACAAAAUGUAGAAGUGUUAAAAGAUGGUGAUGCUGUCAAGCAACUUGGCAAUAUUCUCAAAACAAAUGUCAGAGCUUGUAAAGCUCUUGGGCAUCCUUAUGUUGUACAGCUUGGACGCAUUUAUUUGGAUAUGUUGAAUGUUUAUAAAGUGAUGAGUGAAAACAUUAGUAGUGCUAUAGCAACAAAUGGUGAAAGUGUUACAAAACAACCACUUAUACGCAGUAUGAGAACAGUGAAAAAAGAAACAUUAAAACUGAUAUCAGGGUGGGUUAGUCGAUCUAGUGACCCAUCUAUGGUAGCUGAAAAUUUUGUACCACCAUUGUUGGAUGCUGUUUUACUGGAUUAUCAGAGAAAUGUCCCAGCAGCACGAGAACCAGAAGUCCUAAGCACCAUGGCAACUAUAGUCAACAGAUUAGAAAGUCACAUUACAAAAGACAUUCCUCAAAUAUUUGAUGCAGUUUUUGAAUGCACACUGGAAAUGAUCAACAAAGAUUUUGAAGAGUUCCCGGAACAUAGAACCAAUUUCUUCCUUCUUUUACAAUCUGUCAAUACAUAUUGCUUCCAGGCAUUCUUAAAUAUACCAGCAGCACAAUUCAAAUUGGUUUUGGAUUCAAUUAUCUGGGCUUUUAAGCAUACAAUGAGGAAUGUAGCUGACACUGGUCUAGACAUACUGUACGUGUUGCUGCAGAAUGUAGCAGGCGAGGAGAAUGCUGCACAAAGUUUCUACCAAACUUUCUUUACUGAUAUAUUACAACAUAUAUUCUCUGUGGUGACAGACAGUUCUCAUACAGCUGGUUUAACAAUGCAAGCUACAAUAUUGUCAUACAUGUUUAGUCUUGUGGAGCGUGGAAAGAUUACUGUAGCAUUAGGUGGUAAUGCAUCUUCAGUAGCUGACAACAACACAUAUAUACAGGGAUUCUUGUUAAAUCUUCUCAAGGCAGCUUUCCCUCAUCUUAAUGAGCCACAGAUAAAGAUAUUCAUUGAAGGAUUAUUCAGUUUCAAUCAAGACAUCUCAGCAUUCAAAGAGCAUCUAAGAGACUUCCUUGUACAAAUUAGGGAGUUUGCUGGUGAGGAUAACAGUGAUUUGUUCUUGGAAGAACGAGAAUCUGCCAUUAAACAGGCACAGGAAGAGAAGAAGAAAAUACAGAUGUCUGUACCAGGUAUUAUUGGACCACAUGAGAUACAAGAGGAUAUGCAGGAUUAGAGGGGGGCCAAAAUGUCAGUAUGUGGGACACAUAACAAAAUGGCACAAUGGAAAAAGUGAAAGGAUUUCAACUAUCAGUUGGACAUAAGAAGUGUUUGCACUGGCAUGAAGGAUCUCAAGAGGCAAUAAGAGGUCUGUGUUGUUGACUGUAUCAGUCAGAUGUGAGGAGAAAAGAUAAUGCACCAAUGUGUCAAGAUUGAAAAACUUUAACACUUAGGUUGGAUAAAUGAAUAAUGCACAUUUUCUAAGUAUAUUGAAUGUACAUAUUAUGUCAAACUCAAUUUGUUGAUACUGAAAUUUGCUGCCAUAUUUUAAAAGAGAGACAUUGAUUAAGCUUGGAAAUACGAUUUUUAUAUGUCAUGAAGCAAGAAGACUACAACAUGAUAAAUGAUAAUUUAUUCAGGACACCACUCUUUGAAAAGAAAAUGUUUCUUGUCACAAGUUAAGACAAGAUACUUCAAAAAACUUAUUGAUUUGACAUAGUAUUUUGAAUGGACCAGAGUUUUUUGUGUUCUGUAACAUUUUUCUUGCAAGUCAUUUUAGUAUAGAAACAUUUGUUGAUUACUUUGUCUUUUGUUUGUAUUUUGAUGCGUUGUUAUUAAGGUGCAAUAAAUCUGGAGUGUUGUGACAAUGAUUUCAUCAUUAAUGAUGAAGUGCCACAGUGAUGCACAUGUCUAUUGAGAAAAUAGAUUGUAACAUCGGUUGGAAGUACAUUACUGAAUAUUGAGAUGAAAGUGCUCAUAAUGGAAAUGUGUUUGAUUUUAUCAGAAGGUGCUUUUAUAGAUUAAAAUUUUCAAAUAGAUAUGUUCUCAAUUUGACAAACAUAAAGUUAAUUACAUAUAACUAUGGGACAGGAAAGAUUGUCAUGUAUGUGCAAGAAAAGGGGAAACUGUAUUUUAAUGAUAGUAAAAAGUGCAUAUUGAUUAUGAAGGGACGGGUGUCCAUUCUUGAAAUGGUGAAUAUAAUAAAAAGAAACAUACAAGAUUGUUAAUACAGUUUGUACAUGGCAUUAAACAGUGCAUUUCUGUCAACAUAGCUAACUUUUCUGCGCAUUUGUAUGGAAUAAAUUAAUAAUGCUAUUUUAUAAAAUAUUUUGUUUUCAAUUUUUCAUUUAUUUUGUAUUUGUACUAAUUGUUGAUGUUAACACAUGCAAAACAAUGUAAAAUCUAGCUUCAUCUAUGUAAAUACUUCAUUCAUAUCUAAGUGAUAUAAUUGAUUACCGACAUUUUGACCUACAUUAAAACUUCUGAUUGUAUUAAAUCAUUGAUGAAUGAAACACAACCAUGUUAGGCUAAUCGUAACACUGAAUUUUAACAUUUAUUUUACUGUUUCCAUUUCUAGCAACAUUCAUACAUGCUAUUUUGAGAUUUCUGAAUAAUUUCUUUCAAAAUAAAAUUACCAGAAGGAGAAAUUUUUCUUAUUUUAUACGAGAAAUUACAAAAUAUGCAGUUAUCUUUUGUGAUGUACUGUUUGUUCUUAGUAUGCAAACCUCAUUUGAAAUCCCUAAUUCCAUUGUCUUUCUGUUGACACUUUUUACCAUGCACAUAUAUAUAGGGAUUGUAUGUAUAUUUUGGCUAUACAAUUUUUUUUUAGGUAAACCAACUGACAAUUUUUUAAAGAACUUUCUAAUGUACAUUAUUCUUUCAACAAACAAAAAAUAUAUGUAUAUUUGGUUUUUGUUUCUGUAUAAGGAUACUGAUAUUGAGUUGCUUAAAGUUUUUGACAGAAAUGGUAAAGUUAAUUGAUAGGGGUUUCUAACUUUAUAUAUAGAGCAUCGUUUGUUUGAAUCCAGGAAUUGCUAUUUUUCGAGAAACAUGUAUCUAUUACAAGUUUUAAGAUAUGUAACGAUAGUGUACGAUUAUUAUUUUUGAGAAGAAAUCAUGUUGACCAUUCAGUUUUUUAAAAACAUGUAUCGGUUUGAAAUUAUGAUUUCUUACCAUAAAUUUUUGGAAUCUGUAUUGAUUACUGAGAGCUAGUUUAAAUAAGAUGUGAUUUAUUUAAAUUUGUAAUAGUGAUGCUUAAAGAUAGUUUUAUAUAUUUUGCUUUGUAUGUAUUGCAAUUGUUUAAAUAAAUCUUUGUUAUUGUUAAACAAAUGGCAGUAAAUAUAAAUCCAUGCAAGAGAAAGGUUUAAUAUUGAAGUUAGGGAAAAAAUAUGAUGAAGAAUCAGUGUUCUUAUUUGGAAUGAAAAUUAUACUUAAAAACAUUUGUGUUUGUACUACAUUUAUAUAUAUGUUGAUGUCAAAUAGUUUCAUUAUGUGAUGAUGCAAGAUCUGUGUGUACGAAGUGAUAUUAUCAUUUUGUUAUUUAGAUUAGAACAGAGCUGGUCAAAAUGAUGUCAUCUUAGCUGUCAGUAUCUAUAUUUAAUGAUUGAUAAAUGGUUGACUAAAAUAUAAUAUGGCUAGAAA
Ruditapes philippinarum (Manila clam) is the source of this 5803-nucleotide messenger RNA. RefSeq names its product exportin-1-like. The record is from RefSeq and is a predicted model, not a curated record. Gene Ontology annotation, molecular function: small GTPase binding; nuclear export signal receptor activity. Lineage: Eukaryota; Metazoa; Mollusca; Bivalvia; Venerida; Veneridae. Gene Ontology annotation, biological process: ribosomal large subunit export from nucleus; protein export from nucleus; ribosomal small subunit export from nucleus. The transcript has 21 exons. Gene Ontology annotation, cellular component: cytoplasm; nucleus. Bases 174 to 3398 code for a protein of 1074 amino acids.